This is a messenger RNA of Piliocolobus tephrosceles (Ugandan red Colobus), 1876 nucleotides long. Its product is annotated as translation initiation factor IF-2-like. The transcript has 3 exons. Bases 53 to 697 code for a protein of 214 amino acids. The record is from RefSeq and is a predicted model, not a curated record. Lineage: Eukaryota; Metazoa; Chordata; Mammalia; Primates; Cercopithecidae.
GGGUCCAUGGAUCUUGGAGUGUGCUCAGUAAACAUCUGCUCCUGGGGCAUUAAUGAAGGCAGGCCCUUUCCACCCAACACCCACCUGGGAGGGAGGGCGAGACCCAAGGUCAGAAGUCCCUGGAACAGCCCCUGCCCAUCCCAGCCUCCGACUGCAGGAUCCUGGAGAGCAGGAAAGCCUGGCUCCCCGUGGUAACCCUAAGGCAGGCCCUCUGCCUGGGGCGUCCUGGCACCCGAUGCGGGCCGGAGAGCCCGGCGGGGGUGCGGCGAGGGGGCGGCCGGGCCGCGGGCUCGGAGCCAGGGCUGGGGGUGGGCGAGGGGAGUCCUUCACCCUUGUGGCGGGCUCCUGCCCAAGCCAGCCCACCCGGCCCAGCUCCCGCUCCCGCUCCCGCUCCCGCUCCGGAGCCGUGUCCACCGGGCCAGGUGAUCUCGAACCUUCUCUCUCUCACACCCCAACAACAAACAACCCUCCGCGCUCUCCCUCUGGAGAAAGGAGGUGGAGCCUGACCUCAGCCGGAGGCUGCCGCAGCUGCCGGGGGGAGGGCUUGGAGCUCCAGCUCUUGGGGGAGCCUUUCCUCCAGGGAGUGGUAGGGGUGGGGGGCGGGGGGGGGGCUCCAGAGCGCCGGGGAACCUCUCCCCCGGCAGCGUCGACCCUCCCCCAGCGAAGGGAGGAGGGGCGAGGGGGGUGGCUUCAGUGAGUGCCCACUUCCGACUCUGUCCCUCUCUCAGGCUGGAGUGCCCUCGGACACCUCCUCCCCACUUACACCCACCCCCUCCUUGAACUCUGCAGUCCCAGAGGCAGGGUGAGACUGGGGACCGAGUGAGCCCAAGGGCUAAGAUGCGACUCUGCGGGGCUCCCGGGAGCCGGGAGGGUGCCCAUCCCCCACCCCUUGACGGUAGUCGGGGGUGUGGGCGGGGUGAGAAGGACCCCGGGGACACUCCGAUUAGGUCUGGAGAGAGCCUGAAAUAGGGUGCAGUCCGCAGUUGUUGGGGCUGCGGAGGAGGCUACUGGGGUGAAGGGCAGAGAAUGCACCCCAAGAGAAAGGCAUGGGGCCCCAAAGAGGGUAGGAGACGGGAUUCAGAGGGCGGGAAGGAGAAUGCAGAAACAGCUUUUACGGGGGGAGGCAGACUGCAAAGACGUCCCCUGGCCGGCAAUCUGGAGGCUAGCGCUGGGCAGAUGGGGGUUUUGGACACAGCGCCAUGGACAUGUGUUCCCCCAAAGUCUGAGCGCAUGCAGCCCCCUUGUUCCUUCUUGUGCGGAGACUGAGUCCCACACAGUCCCUACCUCACCGGGACCUCCCCAUAGGUGCGUUUAGGAGAGGGUGAGGUCUUCCUCACUGGGCGCUCAACAGCUGGCUCCUUGGUGGUAGGAGGGUACCUUGCCCCUCCAGCUCAAGAGUCAGGAGUAGCACUUCUACCUCCCUAUCCCUAGGGAGGGCCCCCGCAGGUGAAGACCAGACUUGUGCACUAGGAUCUGCCUGGGGGCAAAUAAUUUCUGGAGAUCCCUUUAAGGAGGGGUGUUCCAAUCCCUUUAAGAGGGAGUGGGUCACAGCAAAAGGACUAUAAAAGUCCAGCUUUCUUUAUUCCCUCACCCCCCGGGGGCUUCCUAUGAUGGGGGAAGGGGCAAGUGCUGCUGCCGCAUUUAUUUGUUGCCUUGGUGUCCCUCCCGAGAAGAGCUGUGCUCUUCAGUUCGUCCAGUGGGGCUGAGGAGCCAGGUGGCUCAGUAAGUAUUGCGGGGACCUAGACUUCAGGUGCUCUGGGGGUUGGGAUGGGGACUGCCCCACUUCCAGGAAAGAAGAUGGGACCCGGGCAGGGGUGCAGGGAGGAGAAAGUGGUCACUGCCACUGGAGUGCCCUGCCUGGUGCCAGGUGCUUGGA